AUGGGAUCAAUUAACAAUAUGACCCUGAUUGAAAGAUUGACCGGCCGUGAUAAUUUUGCAAGCUGGAAGUUUGCAGUCAAGACGUAUUUAGAGCAUGAGGAUUUGUGGGAAUGCGUAUCAGGCACCGACGAGGUAAAUCCAAAGAAAGACAUCAAGGCAAAGUCAAAAAUAAUACUUUUAGUGGAUCCCAUUAAUUACGUCCACGUUCAGGAUGCCAGUAGUGCCAAGGAAGUAUGGGAAAAGCUCUGUAAAGCAUUUGAUGACUCCGGCUUAACACGUCGAGUUGGAUUACUACGAGAUCUCAUAACGACAACACUUGAAAAUUGUCAAAGUAUUGAAGAAUACGUAAACAAAAUUAUGACCACAGCGCACAAGCUUCGGAACAUUGGGUUCAAGGUCGACGACGAGUGGCUAGGCACGUUGUUACUUGCGGGACUCCCAGAUGAAUAUAAGCCUAUGAUUAUGGCUAUAGAAAGCUCCGGUGUCGCUAUAACAGCAGACUCAAUCAAAAGUAAACUGUUACAGGAAGUCAAAAAUCGUGAUCCAAGUGUAUUCUUUGUAAACAAGAGCAAUAAUAACAAGCAACUGUCCAAACAGAAUAAACAAACAAAAGGGCCAAGAUCUUAUUCAUGUAACAACCAUGGACAUAUAGCCAAACACUGUAAAGUGAAAAACAACAAGAAGCAAAUUGAUAACUCUUUUGUAGGUGUUUUUUCAGCCAUAAACAACAACAGUUCCGGGUGGUAUGUGGAUACAGGUGCGGGGAUGCAUAUGACUAUGAAUAAGGAUUGGAUUUAUGAUGAAAUUCAACCACCUAUCAAGACCAUCCGAGUAGCCAACAACAAAGAACUGCGAGUUGAGUCCUGUGGUAAGGUGAACAUUCAUGUAAAAAAUAAGAAUGGAUCUACAAACAGUAUACAGGUAAAAAAUGUCCUUUAUGUACCUGAGUUAUCAACCAAUCUUCUCUCAGUUAGUAACAUCAUCAAUAAUAAAGGUAAUAUAAAGUUUGACAGUAAAGGUUGUUAUCUAUAUAACAAAGAUAAUGUUGAAGUAGCAAUGGCAACACUUGUUAAUAAUAUGUACAAGCUGAACGUUGUCUCAGUUCAAGCAUUUUCAUCAACCAUUAAUGAUGAUUUUUAUCUUUGGCAUCAGAGACUGGGUCAUCUGAACUACAAUGACAUGAAGAAGCUGAAAGAUCACACUGAUGGUGUGAAAAUACCUCAGAACAGUGAACUGACCUGCGUGUCGUGCAUUGAAGGGAAACAGGCAAGGUCACCAUUUCCAUGUGAAGGUUCCAGAGCAAAUCAACUGCUAGAAAUCAUUCACUCCGACAUAUGUGGACCUAUGGAGGUAAAUUCCCUCGGAAAUGCAAGGUACUUUCUCACUUUUACAGAUGAUUUCUCUAGAAAAGUGUGUGUCUUUACUAUAAAAUCAAAGUCAGAAUGUCUAGAUAAAUUUAAGGAAUAUAAGUCUUAUGCUGAAAAUAAACUUGAUACAAAGAUCAAGACACUUCGAACUGAUAAUGGAACUGAGUACUUAAAUAAGAACUUUACUAAUUAUUUAAAGUUACAUGGAAUUAAUCACCAGACAUCUACACCCUAUACUCCACAGCAAAAUGGUCUCUCAGAAAGAAUGAAUAGGACAUUGCUCGAAAAAGCCAGAUGUAUGUUAAUAAAUGCUAAUUUGCAGAAAUCUCUAUGGGCUGAAGCGAUCAGAACUGCUGCAUACAUUACCAACCGUACACCAACGCGAGCACUGAACUAUAAGACACCAGAGGAAGUAUGGAGUGGACGUAAACCCAACUUGAGUCAUAUGAGGAUAUUUGGUUGUGAAGCUAUGAUGCAUAUACCUAAGGAAAAAUUAAAAAAAUGGGACUCCAAGUCAUAUACAAUACCAGUUACAUUAUCUGACACUGAGAAACAACAACAACAACAAGUAAGUAGUAAUAGCCUAUCUGAAAGCAGUGAUUGUAGUAUGGAUAUGUCUACUCACACCGCAGUGGAAACAUGUGAUGAUAGUGAUGAGGAAUAUGUGCCUGAGCAGUCAAUUGGAACGCCACUGACCUCAAACAUCACUCUCCGUCCACGUAACAGACCAAAUCCAACGGUAGAACCUAAGUCUUAUCUAUGUAUGGCCAAUGUACCACAGACAUAUGAAGAUGCACUUUCCUCUGAAGACUCUGAAUUGUGGAUUAAGUCAAUUAAAAAAGAAUUGAAGGCACAUGAGGACAAUGGCACUUGGGAGCUAGUGAAGAAACCAGACAAUGUGAGGCUAUUAGACUGUAAGUGGGUGUUUCGUGUUAAAAAUGAAGAAAAUGGUCCUAGAUAUAAAUCUAGACUGUGUGCCAAAGGCUUUGCCCAGAAAAGAGGCAUCGAUUACACUGAAACAUUCUCUCCGACGGUCAGGUAUGACUCCAUUCGCUUACUAUUGUCUAUUGUAGCUGAGAAACGCAUGGCUAUAAUGCAAUUUGAUAUUAAAACUGUUUUCCUUCAUGGUGAAUUACAAGAAGAAAUAUACAUGAAACCUCCUGAAGGGCUAGAUGUUGAAAAUAACAUGGCUUGCAAGCUUAUUAAAUCCUUGUAUGGACUGAAACAAGCACCACGCUGCUGGAAUGCUAAGUUCAAUUCAGUUUUGAAUAAAUAUGGCUUCUUGAACAGUCAUGCCGAUAAAUGUGUGUAUAAAAGUACAGUGCUUGAGAAUGAAAAAUGCUUCCCUUAUAGAGAAGCAGUAGGAUCGCUUAUGUUUGCUGCCAUAGUCACCAGACCCGACAUAAUGUUUGCAGUGAGCACUGUCAGCCGAUUUCUCAACAGCCAUGAUCAAAGUCAUUGGAAUGCUGUCAAGAAAAUAUUUAAAUAUUUAAAAGGAACAUUAAGUUUUGGACUCUGUUUCAGGUCAAAUGAAAAUAACACUUUGGAAUCCUAUUCUGAUGCAGAUUAUGCCAAUGAUCCCGUGACAAGGCGGUCGACCACAGGAUAUGUCUUCAUGAAAAAUGGAGCAGCCAUAACAUGGAACAGUCAACGACAAACAACCGUUGCGCUAUCUACUACCGAGGCUGAGUUCAUGGCAUCCUGCUCUGCCACAAAAGAAGCUCUCUGA
This is a messenger RNA of Leptosia nina, 3096 nucleotides long. Lineage: Eukaryota; Metazoa; Arthropoda; Insecta; Lepidoptera; Pieridae. The record is from the annotation of a GenBank genome assembly.